CGGUGUUUGAUCACCUGAUGUUGGUGAAUAAAGGUGGAGUUUUUCAUCUGUCCGGAGGGGGCGGGGCUGAGGGGGCACCUGUCAGGCACCACGCUCCCGGAAGUUUACAAGAAGAAGAAUCAGCGAAGAAGACGCGGUCCUGUUAGCCGUUAGCUUGUUCCGUCAUGGCGGACCUGAACCGACAGCUUCAGGAGUACUUGGCUCAGUCCAAAGGCGGCGGAGCGAAGACCAUCUCCCAGUCCAGCUCCAGCACCACGGUGGACCUGGACGACACGGAGCCGGUACCCGGGAGUUGGUUCGGGCGGUGGUCCAGUCCCUGGUCCGGCGGCCAGAGCUCCGGAAACAGCGGCUUUUCUUGGCCGUGGUCGGCCGAACCGGACCCCUGCCUGCCGGGCAUGAGCCGCCGGCAGCGGCUGGUGGCCUUCGGGGUGUGCGUGUCGUUUUCCGCGCUGUGUUUCGGGCUGUCCGCGCUGUACGCGCCGCUGCUGCUGCUUUACGCCCGCAAGUUCGCUCUGCUCUGGUCGCUCGGUUCCCUGUUCGCCAUCGCGGCCGUGGCGGUGCUGCGCGGCCCCAGCAAACUCGUCGCCGGCCUGCCCACCUCCCCCGGAGCCGCCGUGUACCUGUGCGCCCUCGGAGGAACUCUGUACGCGGCGCUGAGCCUCCACAGCACCGUGCUGACCGCGCUGGGAGCCGCCCUGCAGGUCGCCGUCAUCGUCGGGUACGUGGUGUCGCUUCUGCCCGGGGGAAGCGCCGGGAUCCGCUUCAUGGGGGGGAUGGCGGCCUCGGCCAUCAAAAGGACCGUCACCGGGAAAACCAUGCCGAUCUGAUGGGAGACUGAGAGCCAGAGCCGGGGCGGGGUCACACCCCCACCAGGCUUAAAGCUCUGAUUCCUAAAACGGGGUCCGAGGGCCUUCAGGGGCCCGUGGAGUCUCCUGGGGGCCCGGAUUAGAAAGGACCAACUCUGCAGACUGGUGAUUAUCGAUGACUGGCUGCUGUCAGCUGAUAUCAGCCCUGAGUGUUGACCUGCAGGACAGUGUGACUCUGCUGCAGCUCGCUGACCAAACAAAAACCAGUUUGAAUGUUUCAGCUGUAAACAUGAUGUCUGAGCCCGUCACACCUGGUUUCACCUGUGUGUGAUCUGAACUGUUGAUUGUCUUGUUGGUGUGAUGAAAGGAAACUGGACCAGUGACAGAGGAAGGCCUGGUGGUCCACUUCCUGUCAUGUGGUCCGAGUGAGGGGGAAAUCAGAGAGUUUGGAAUCAGCUGUUCAUUUAAAAUAAACAAAUAAAACUGAUUUCAUGUUUCCUGAUGUGACUGGUU
Molecule: messenger RNA, 1319 nt
Organism: Toxotes jaculatrix (banded archerfish)
Lineage: Eukaryota; Metazoa; Chordata; Actinopteri; Toxotidae
Gene: sft2d3
Product: SFT2 domain containing 3
Exons: 1
Coding region: 165-827 (220 amino acids)
Biological process (GO): vesicle-mediated transport
Cellular component (GO): membrane
Source: RefSeq, a predicted model, not a curated record